Spirodela intermedia is the source of this 933-nucleotide messenger RNA. Lineage: Eukaryota; Viridiplantae; Streptophyta; Magnoliopsida; Alismatales; Araceae. The record is from the annotation of a GenBank genome assembly.
AUGGGGAGGUCUCCGUGCUGCGAAAAAGCCCACACCAACAAGGGCGCUUGGACCAAGGAAGAAGACGACCGGCUGAUCGCCCACAUCAGAGCUCACGGCGAGGGGAACUGGCGGUCGCUGCCCAAGGCCGCCGGCUUGCUCCGGUGCGGCAAGAGCUGCCGGCUCCGCUGGAUCAACUACCUCCGUCCUGAUCUGAAGCGCGGCAACUUCACCGAAGAGGAGGACGAGUUGAUCAUCAAGCUGCACAGCCUCCUCGGUAACAAGUGAGUGCUCAGGGACCCCCUCCCUUCCCCCGCGACCCCACAAUCGGAUUGGAUCGAAUCGGCGUCUUCCUUUCAGCUUUUUUCCAGAUUUUGAUUUCCGUUCUUCUCGGGGGCUCCAAUUCAAGAAGAAGCAAUGCCACAGAAGGAUGAGUAAUGAUGAUUUUCUCGCUUCAGAUGGUCUAUGAUCGCCGGGAGGCUACCGGGGAGGACCGACAACGAGAUAAAGAACUACUGGAACACGCACAUCAGAAGGAAGCUGUUGAACAGAGGAAUCGACCCAUCGACCCACCGCGCCCUUCACGAGCCCAUCUCCGACGUCACCCUCUCCGUCACCAAGGAAGAAGAGAAGGGUGUCGCGCACAGGCUCCGACGAGAAGAGGAGAAAAGUAGCAGCGAGGAGCUCUCGCUACCGUCGUCUCAGACGCACCUGCAGCAGCAAGAACAGCGCUGCCCCGAUCUGAACCUCGACCUCUCUAUUAGCCUGCCUUACGACGAAGAGGUGCAGCAGCGGGAUACGCGCGAGAACUCUCUGGAGGCCGUCAAGGGGGAGAUUGGGGCCUGCUUCAACUGCAGACUGGGAUUGCAGAAGAGCAAGGGAUGCAUGUGCAAUAGCUUUCUCGGUCUCAGCAUGGGAUUCUUGGAUUACAGAAGCCUCGAGAUGAAGCUAUGA